UAUUUCGGUAAACUAUACAUGUCCCAGACGUUUGUAGCAUUUGAGGCGCUAGAAAAACGAGUGCCACCUCAGCAGCACCAGUCUGUGUGUUUGUUUGCCUUACCACUUUACACUAUAAGAAGGUUUGAACGAAUCAACGAACGUUCAUAUAUAUCAGCAAUUUCUCUCACAACAUGGCAUGGAAUGGAGCAUACGUUUGAAUUUAGAGCUCACAAAACUACAUGCGAGAACUUUUGUGAUGCUUUAAAGGGCAAUCUUAAUGAGCAGAUACCAUCUAUAAAAGCGCUCAAGCAUUUCAUAGCCGAUUAUGAAUCCGAACAUAUCCUGCGAGUUAAAACCAUCGAAGAUUUCUCUUCUGUACUCCCAACCACUCAUGGUUUAGGGCUAAAGUUUGGGUACCCAGAUGAGGUUGAUACAUCGAUGGAUAUAUUAAAAAUCAGGCAAUGGAGAGACUAUUUUUCAGCAUAUGGGCGUAAUCUCACAAUGUUGCAGAUACCAAAGCUCAGUGAGCUAGUUAGAAGUGGCCUUCCGAAUAUCUUGCGAGGAGAGAUUUGGGAAGUCAGUUCGGGAGCAAUCUAUAGACGCUUCGACAACAAAGAGGAAUACAAAGACAUUCUAAAAAUGCAUAAGGACCGUACAUCUCUUUCAACUCAUGAGAUUGAAAAAGAUUUGCAUAGAUCACUCCCUGAAUAUGUAGCUUAUCAAACACCUGAUGGCAUUGACAGACUGCGUCGAGUUCUAAUUGCAUAUUCAUGGAAGCAUCCUGAAUUGGGUUAUUGUCAAGCAAUGAAUAUUGUGGUAGCUGCCAUGCUGAUUUACAUGAGUGAAGAGAGUGCAUUCUGGGCACUAGAAAUAUUGGUAGAGGGGAUGCUUCCUGGGUAUUAUAGUACAUCUAUGUAUGGUGCUGUGUUGGAUCAAAUUGUCCUUGAAGAGUUUGUAGAGCAAACUAUGCCCGAGUUGAAAUUACACUUGAAAAAGAUUGAUAUACAACUAUCAGUAGCGUCACUUCCUUGGUUCCUUACUCUUUAUAUCAACUCAAUGCCUUUGCAUUACGCUUCUCAUGUAUUGGAUUGUCUAUUUUUGGAUGGUCCCAAGGUUCUCUUCAAGAUAGGUCUUGCCAUUCUCAAGACUAAUGAAGAAGCAAUUAUGGCAGCUGAGGACGAUGCUGAACUAUUGACUAUUAUCAAAAAGUACUUUGCUACACUUAAUACAGCAGCAAGUGAUGACAUAGAUUCUGGUAAAGAUAAAAACAAAAGAAUAUCGAAAUUCAGACAGCUCAUGAAGAUCGCCUACGAAAAUUUUUCGGUUGUAACAAAUGAAACCAUUAUUGAACUUCGCAGAAAGAAUCAACUAAAGAUUGUCGGCGGCAUCGAAUCAUUUACCAAACGGUCCACUAUGCGAAAACUGAAAGAUACAGCUCAGUUUAACAAGGAAGAAAUAUCAAUUAUUUAUGAUCAUUUCUUUGGUGCAAUCUACUAUGCAAGAGACAAUGAGAAUACAGGUGGAAAUACAAUGGAUCGAGAUACUUUUCGUAAAAUGUUGAAAAGCAUGGCUAGCUGGGAAGGUCCCGAGAUCAACGAUGACUCUCCACAAGCAGAUUUUGUACGUGCCACAGGGAAAAGUUUCGUCAACAGAUUGUACGAUUGUUUCCAAAAAGAUAAAACAAAGGGACUUAAUUUUCAAGAUGUCGUUACUGGACUGGGUGCUAUCAUGCAUGGGGAUUUUAUGUCUCAUGUAGACUUCUUCUUUGAUAUGUACGACCAUGACAAGGAUAGCAUAUUAGUAAACUCUGAUAUUGCCAGCAUGGGUUGUGAGAUAUUUUGGCUUUUGAUACAGCUCGGAACCGUGAAAGAACUCGCGUGGGAAGCUGUUGACAAUCUGUUUUUGCUUAGUUUGGAACAGACUUCCGCCGAUGCGUUCAGUGAAGACACGGUAUUAGAAUGGAAGUCAAAGUUUCAGAUCGCAGAAGGCGCCUUCUCUAUAAUGGAAGACCAAAACAUCACACAUCUCACCGAUGCAUUCCUGGCUGAAAGUACACCUCUAAUUGAACUCCCUCUCCCAAUAUUCCGUAUGGUAGCCUUAACCAACGUGUGCCUUGAAGCGUUCUUCCAAUCAGGUUUCUCUACGAGUAUCAAGCUGGAAAAGGUUGCGAGCGAGAGACAAAAGAGCCUGGGUAAAGAACUCUUUGAAACUCUGUUUGCUGAAGGCAAGAAACUUGCAAACAACAUGGCCCAAGCACAUAAUCACAGACCAUCCAUAUCCAUCCAAAAACCUGAUUCUCAAAACAAUACCCCCGAGCCAGUGGAAGACUUCUUUUAAAUAGCACGUUAUAUAUUUUUUUAUUUUUGUUUUUUUAUGUGUUUUUGUUUUCUUCUGUUUGGUUUGAAUUCAUACAUACAAGGAAAUAAGUAAAGAAAGUCUAAUUACUGGUGUCUACAAUAACAAAUGUGCUUCGUUUUGUGUGUGAUUUUGGUUCGGCGGCGGCGGCUCUGCUAGCAGAUUGGAAAGCAAACUCACUUUCCUCUCUUGCGAUUGCCUGAUUUUCAAGCUCUUUGAAAACCUCGCGGUUCAACGCCUUGGCAGCAUCUUCUGGUGCAAAGACAGCAUCCUCCUCCAGAGUCUUAAACUUGGGUUUGCCAACGUUGGGGAAUACAUCAACCAAAGGCUCGUUAAUAGAAACCUGGGCUAAAUCUGCGCCCAUGAGUUGUUCCAUACUCUUUGCAAACUUCUUUUGCAGAGCAAUUCCAUUAGCUGUCAUUUCUUUCUCGGCGUUUUUGAGUUUGAGCACAGCGUCUACGCGCUUCAAUGAAAGUCCAAACUUGGUGGCAAGCUUACGAAUGGUCCAGUUUUCGGGAUCGGAUACAUAGACAUCGUAAAUCUCUUGACGACGUGCAUCAGUGAGAGGAGGUCUAGGUUGGAAAAGAGGGUUGUUGGGGAAAGGCGUCGGGCCCAAAUAAUUGGUGGUUCCAAGCGAGGGGCGAGAGAAUCUUGCGCCCUGACCACGAACCCAGUCAUGGAAUCGUCGUCUUCUACGGGAGGUCUUCAAGGGCUCUUCUUCGAUAGCUGGGGCAGCUUCAGACUCUGAGGAAUCUUCAGUAGCUUUUGUUGGUUCAUCGUUGAAGCAUUGGGCUGUGUUGGAGAAAAGUCUUUGGCUGGCCCAGGCUGCGCCAGUGCGUGCUGUCAGGGGAGUGGUGAUGCCCUGGACGAGGCUGGUUGCGGAACGAAGCAUUCGAGAGGUC
This is a messenger RNA of Phycomyces blakesleeanus NRRL 1555(-), 3239 nucleotides long. RefSeq lists its product as hypothetical. The transcript is spliced from 14 exons. Bases 19 to 2319 code for a protein of 766 amino acids. Lineage: Eukaryota; Fungi; Mucoromycota; Mucoromycetes; Mucorales; Phycomycetaceae. The record is from RefSeq and is a predicted model, not a curated record.